GUGCGAGCCCACACGGCCAAGCUGAGGUCCUUCUGACCCAGCCAUGGCGACCCAUUGCCUCCCACCUUCGUCACUCGCCGCAUCCACCGCCAUUCGGGCCAUCGCAGCCCCGACCUGCGCUACCCACCGCCCACUGCCCUGCCACCGCCGCCGCCGCCCCCUGGCCCUCGGCCGCCGCGCGUCGGCGAUGGACGCUCUCCGCGUGACGGGGGACGCCGAGCCGCUUCUCCGCCCCGCCGCCGGGGGACACCCCAGGCUCCGCGUGCGGACCCAUGCGCAGGGCGAGGGCGAUGCCGGGCGUGGCGCCGCGGCGGGGGACGCGGCGUUCUCGUGGGCACCCGUCAUCCUCCCGUUCUUGUUCCCUGCAUUGGGCGGACUCCUUUUCGGCUAUGACAUUGGCGCAACCUCUGGAGCAACAAUCUCUGUGCAAUCUGCUGAUCUCAGUGGCACCACUUGGUUCAACCUGUCAUCUGUGCAACUAGGGCUUGUGGCAAGUGGUUCACUUUAUGGUGCUCUUGGUGGCUCUAUUCUCGCAUAUCGUGUUGCAGAUUUUCUAGGAAGGAGAAUAGAAUUGGUCACCGCAGCUGCAUUGUAUAUUCUUGGUGCUUUGGUCACUGGAUUUGCCCCUAAUUUUGUAGCUCUAAUCAUAGGUCGUAUCCUUUAUGGGAUUGGUAUUGGAUUGGCAAUGCAUGGUGCGCCACUUUACAUUGCAGAGACUUCUCCUUCACAAAUACGUGGAACAUUGAUAUCUUUGAAGGAGCUGUUUAUUGUGUUAGGAAUACUGUUCGGAUACCUUAUAGGAAGUCUUGAAAUUGACAACGUAGGAGGAUGGCGGUACAUGUUUAGUUUUGGCGCUCCACUUGCAGCUGUUAUGGCUAUCGGUAUGUGGAGUUUACCACCUUCACCAAGAUGGCUACUUCUCAGGGCAGUUCAAGGAAAGGGAUCUAUGGAGGAUAAUAAAAAGAAAGCGAUUCAAGCCCUUAGAACAUUGAGGGGCCGCUCAGCAAGUGAGAAGGUUUUAGCAGAUGAUGUUGAGGAUACCAUUGUGUCUAUUAAGGCAGCCUAUGCCGGACAGGAAGGUGAAGGAAAUAUUUGGGAGGUAUUUGAGGGAGCUAGCUUAAAGGCCUUCAGCAUUGGAGGAGGGCUGGUUCUAUUUCAGCAGAUAACAGGUCAGCCAAGUGUUCUAUAUUAUGCAGCUUCGAUACUUCAGACUGCUGGGUUCUCAGCUGCAUCAGAUGCUGCCAGAGUGGCAAUUUAUAUUGGGUUGUUCAAGUUGCUAAUGACAGGUGUUGCGGUAUUGAAAGUUGAUGAUCUUGGAAGGCGCCCAUUAUUGAUAGGAGGUGUUGGUGGAAUCGCUCUGUCACUCUUCUUACUCGCAGCUUACUACAAGAUUCUGAACAACUUUCCAUUUGUUGCUGUUGGCGCUUUACUUCUUUAUGUUGGUGCUUACCAGGUCUCAUUUGGUCCAAUUAGUUGGCUAAUGGUGUCUGAGAUAUUUCCCCUCCGAACAAGAGGACGUGGGAUCAGCCUCGCUGUACUAACAAAUUUCGGCUCGAAUGCGUUGGUGACAUUUGCAUUUUCACCCUUGCAGGAAUUCCUUGGGCCAGAGAAUAUAUUUUUCCUGUUUGGGGCCAUAGCAGUGCUAGCCCUCGUAUUUGUGAUCCUCAAUGUACCCGAGACAAAAGGACUGAGCUUGGAGGAGAUCGAGUCUAAGAUCCUGAAGUAAAAUAGCGUGGUCAGGGCUCUACAGCCCCAGUUGUCACCCAGAAAGUUUACAACAUGGAUGCUCACUCGUAGGAUCAGAGUGCGUCAAAGUUUCAGACUUUGAGUACAUAAGCAGGACACGUCUCGGGUGUAAAUUGUGCUUGCUGCAUGUAUAGCUGUUGCUACUUCCCUGCCAUGGAUGCAUCUGCAACUAGACUAGACUUUGUUCAGCAUCUGGAGUGUCACUGAACCAGACAUCACAAUCAAGGAGCUCAUGAAACAGACCACCGCAUUUAACAAUACCUGCUUAUUUAGCAUUUGAUUAAGCUCGUCCACGGGACAGCGAUAUACUCUAAUGUAUUUGUUUCCCGAUGAAGUGAUGACGCAUCUGGCCCAGAUUGCGUCCUGGUGGGGGU
Messenger RNA from Panicum virgatum (switchgrass), 2120 nucleotides. RefSeq names its product D-xylose-proton symporter-like 3, chloroplastic. The transcript is spliced from 14 exons. Bases 44 to 1726 code for a protein of 560 amino acids. Gene Ontology annotation, cellular component: membrane. NCBI's taxonomy places the organism in Eukaryota, Viridiplantae, Streptophyta, Magnoliopsida, Poales, Poaceae. The record is from RefSeq and is a predicted model, not a curated record. Gene Ontology annotation, biological process: transmembrane transport. Gene Ontology annotation, molecular function: transmembrane transporter activity.